AUGGGUUCCCUGGGCAAGGUGCUGGUCCUCCUGGCACAGUUUUGGGGCCUGCAAGGAGCCACAGGCCUGAGUGUGCAGCAGGCACCCAAGUUGCUGCAGGUGAGGCAGGACAGCCAGGUGACCUUGGCCUGCCAGGUGGUGCAGGCCCAGGCCUGGGAGCAGCUACACAUCGAAUGGACCAAGGAUGGUGACACCUUGUGCCAGACACGCAUCAUCAACGGCAGUCUCACCGUGGGUGUCUGCAGGCCUUGGGGACGGCUCUCCUGGCAGCCGCCUGGCAAUCUCACCCUGCAGCUGGACCACGUGAGCCUCAAUGACAGUGGGCUGUACGUGUGCUGUGCGACCGUGGAGAUCCCUGAUUUGGAGGAGGCCCAGGGCAGUGGGACACAGCUCCUGCUGGAGAGAGAUGGCUGGCUACUGAACCGGAGCUUCUCAGGGCUCUCCUUCGCACUGCUGGUGACUGGAGCGGUGGCCGUGGCCGCUUUCGCUCUGGGAGCCUGGAUCUGGGGCCGCCGCCGCUGCCGGAACAGAGACGCAGGGAAUCCACUCUACAUCAAUGCCUUAUAUCAGCCCCGGAGGGGGAAGAUGCUGGACAUCUCCAGCAAGAAUCAGAAGGGCCAAAGCUUCUAUUCGAUCUCUUUCCCCUGGCCCCCCACCCCCAAGCGGCCUCUGGCUCCCAAAUCUUCCUCCAGCCCCAGGCCCAGUCAUCCCAUCUCUGCAGUUGGAGUCCCUCCUGGCCCAGGCCAAGAGGAUUCUUUGAAGUGAGAAGACGAAUCAGAACCCCCAGAGACCAACAGAGGACACCCCCCCAGCAGCCAUGUAAAGAUGUGACUUAUUCCAAGAGGAUCACGAAGUCCAGCAGUUCAUCCUGAGACACGCCCCCUCCUCAUUUCUAUGAGGCUGGAUUUCUCCC
This is a messenger RNA of Lagenorhynchus albirostris (white-beaked dolphin), 913 nucleotides long. It is a transcript of the gene TMIGD2, whose product is annotated as transmembrane and immunoglobulin domain containing 2. Bases 1 to 765 code for a protein of 254 amino acids. Gene Ontology annotation, cellular component: external side of plasma membrane; B cell receptor complex. NCBI's taxonomy places the organism in Eukaryota, Metazoa, Chordata, Mammalia, Artiodactyla, Delphinidae. The record is from RefSeq and is a predicted model, not a curated record. The transcript has 6 exons. Gene Ontology annotation, biological process: B cell receptor signaling pathway; B cell differentiation.